AUGGGUCGCCGUCCUGCUCGCUGCUACCGCUACCAAAAGAACAAGGCCUAUCCAAAGUCCCGCUUCUGUCGGGGUGUCCCUGACCCCAAGAUCCGCAUAUACGACCUUGGGCGCAAGAAGGCCAACGUUGACGAGUUCCCACUGUGUGUCCACUUGCUCUGCGAUGAGAAGCAGCAGAUCACAUCCGAAGCACUCGAGGCUGGUCGUAUCUGCGCCAACAAAUACAUCUCCAAACACUCCGGAAAGGACUCCUUCCACAUGCGUGUCCGUCUCCACCCCUUCCACGUCUUGCGUAUCAACAAGAUGUUGUCCUGCGCCGGUGCUGAUCGUCUUCAGACCGGUAUGCGUGGUGCCUACGGUAAGCCCAUGGGUACCGCUGCCCGUGUCGACAUUGGUCAGGUCAUCUUCUCGGUCCGUACCAAGGAUAACAACAAGGCCGUUGUCAUUGAGUCUCUCCGCCGUGCCAAGUUCAAGUUUGCAGGUCGCCAGAAAAUCAUUGUCUCUAAGAAAUGGGGUUUCACUAAGCUCGCUCGCGAGGAGUACAUUGAGAAGCGUGCCGCCGGUCAAUUGCAGCCUGAUGGAUGCUACGUCAAGUACUUGAAUCAGAAGGGAUCUCUAAAGAAUUACUUUCAGAAGACCCUGAAUGCCCAGGCCUAAAUUCGCGGAUUGGCCUUAUCCUUCGCUUGAGCGCUCCAUUGUUUGGGUCCACUAUCCAUUGGUUCUUACCAUUGAUUAACUGCACAGGCAACACUUAGAGCAACGAUACUUGCCAUCCAUUUUUUUUUUUUUUCAUUGUACAUGUACCUGAGAUGUAUAAUAAAAAAGUCGCGUGCCUUGCUUGAAGCUCGCGAAAGUGGC
Molecule: messenger RNA, 858 nt
Organism: Gamsiella multidivaricata
Lineage: Eukaryota; Fungi; Mortierellomycota; Mortierellomycetes; Mortierellales; Mortierellaceae
Product: ribosomal protein L10e/L16
Exons: 1
Coding region: 1-657 (218 amino acids)
Biological process (GO): ribosomal large subunit assembly; translation
Cellular component (GO): cytosolic large ribosomal subunit; ribosome
Molecular function (GO): structural constituent of ribosome
Source: RefSeq, a predicted model, not a curated record